Rhinopithecus roxellana (golden snub-nosed monkey) is the source of this 563-nucleotide messenger RNA. RefSeq names its product ribosomal protein S23 (gene RPS23). The coding region runs from base 83 to 514 and encodes 143 amino acids. Gene Ontology annotation, biological process: translation. NCBI's taxonomy places the organism in Eukaryota, Metazoa, Chordata, Mammalia, Primates, Cercopithecidae. The transcript is spliced from 4 exons. Gene Ontology annotation, molecular function: structural constituent of ribosome. Gene Ontology annotation, cellular component: cytosolic small ribosomal subunit; ribosome. The record is from RefSeq and is a predicted model, not a curated record.
CUGGGCGGGGCUUGCUCGCGGUGGUUUGUGGCUCCUUCCUGCGCUGCUUCUCUCUUUCGCUCAGGCCGUUGGCGCCGACAGGAUGGGCAAGUGUCGUGGACUUCGUACUGCUAGGAAGCUCCGCAGUCACCGACGAGACCAGAAGUGGCAUGAUAAACAGUACAAGAAGGCCCAUUUGGGCACAGCCCUGAAGGCCAACCCUUUUGGAGGUGCUUCUCAUGCAAAAGGAAUCGUCCUGGAAAAAGUAGGAGUUGAAGCCAAACAGCCAAAUUCUGCCAUUAGGAAGUGUGUCAGGGUCCAGCUGAUCAAGAAUGGCAAGAAAAUCACAGCCUUUGUACCCAACGACGGUUGCUUGAAUUUUAUUGAGGAAAACGAUGAAGUUCUGGUUGCUGGAUUUGGUCGCAAAGGUCAUGCUGUUGGUGAUAUUCCUGGAGUCCGCUUUAAGGUUGUCAAAGUAGCCAAUGUGUCUCUUCUGGCCCUAUACAAAGGCAAGAAGGAAAGACCAAGAUCAUAAAUUUUAAUGGUGAAAACACUGUAGUAAUAAAUUUUCUUAUGCCAAAAAA